ACGGGCUCAAGCCUUGUCGCUGCUGUGGGCAAUAAUAAUUAUUGAUAUUAUAAAUAAAAAGUUGAAGUAAUCCAUUAAAUAUAGUUAAAAUUGUAGAGUGAAGCUUAAUAUAGUGAAUUCAGUGUUUGUAAAUAGUGAAGAUCGGAAUUAUUUUGUGAGAAUUUCUAUUCAUUCCAAUAUAUGUCCAAUGACGUCAUAGUGAGUCAUCGCGAUGCUUCGAUCUAUAGUCACGACCUGCGCUCGCGCAGUCCACCGGUGACGUUACUUUGUAUGUUCUGGUGUGACGAGCGGCAUUAAGGAGAAUGGCCCGGUUGCUUGGGAUGUGGUCUCGUGCACUUAACCGGCGGCCUUUGCUAACCAACGUUGCUACCUACGCGACCUUCUACGCGGCAGCUGAAAUGUCCCAACAGACUUUUAAUAAAUUCUACACGUCAGAAAAACCCGACAUAGACUGGGCGAGUGGUGCUAAAACAGUGCUCGUGGGCAGUUGCAUCUACCCCCCAACAUUGUACGCGUGGUAUAAAUUUCUAGAUAGAAAAAUUCCUGGAGCAAGUAUAAAAGCUGUUAUUGCCAAGGUGGUGUCCGACCAGUUUUGUAUGACGCCUAUAUUGUUAGCGUCUUUCUUUAUUUUAAUUAGUGUUCUAGAGGGUAAGAACGUACAAGAUGAGCUUCAAGCCAAAUAUAAGACAGCAUUUAUAGCAAAUCAAAUAUUUUGGGUACCGGGGCAGACGAUAAAUUUUCUUUUUGUGCCCGGGCAUUUAAGGGUCGCAUACAUUUCUAUUGUAUCUUUCCUUUGGAUCAAUGUAUUAUGUUUUAUUAAGAGACAGAAGAUAGAAAAGCAAGAGGAAACGACUAACGGAAAGUAGGAAAGAAGUAAUUAAGUACAAAAUAAAGAUGUACGAGUAAAUAAAAUUGGUGGAAUCUUUGAUCAUGAAAAGUACUGGUGGAUCACAAUUUUACUUGGUUGGAUUUUAACGCCAGUCUGCAAUUUUAUUUCAUUGAAUUCGCCGCCAUAAGACAUGUUUUUUAAUAUUAUUAGUUUAAAUGCUCAAACGAAAUGUUUUCAUGUACUAAGAAAGUGUCUGAAAUGAUACAAUUGUGAAAAGAGCAAUGGCGAAUCUUCGUCCGUCUAUUGUAACGGCAAAUGGCAAACAAAACUUCGGUAAAAUUAUAGUCGGCGAAAAGUUUGCAAACUAUUACAUUUUUAUGUGCAAUG
This is a messenger RNA of Hyposmocoma kahamanoa, 1216 nucleotides long. RefSeq names its product mpv17-like protein. The record is from RefSeq and is a predicted model, not a curated record. The transcript has 5 exons. Gene Ontology annotation, cellular component: membrane; cytoplasm. The coding region runs from base 303 to 866 and encodes 187 amino acids. Lineage: Eukaryota; Metazoa; Arthropoda; Insecta; Lepidoptera; Cosmopterigidae.